UACAUUGCAUGAAGCACUCUUCAUCUAGUGCCCAGAAAGAAGUGAGGAUGACUCCUGCUUUCCAAGUCUUACUAUGUCUCUGCCUGUUGGGGAUGAGCUAUGCAGCACCCCAAGCAAGAAAUGUACGCUGGUGUGUGACAUCAGAUGCUGAAGAAGAAAAGUGCAAUGAUCUGGUGAACUCGUGCCCUGUCAAGGAAAUUCUACUGAUAUGUGUGAAAAAAUCCAGCAUUGAGGACUGUAUGAGAGCUAUCAGUGCUGGAGAAGCAGAUGCUAUUUCUCUGGAUAGUGAAAAUAUUUACAAAGCUUCAUUAAAACCUUUUCAUUUGAAGCCCAUCAUGACCGAAACAUAUAUUUCCAAGAAAGAUAUCAAGUUAACUCAGGGCCCUUGUCAAAAAGAACAUCAGCAUCUACUUGAAGGCAGACAACACAAGUGUGAGGAAACAGAAAGUACCCCAUGCUUGAGGCAUCGCCAGAGAGUGCUCGGAGCAAAGAAACCCCAUAUAGGUGAAUUUAUGCCAGAAUGUGAUGAAAAGGGUAACUACUUUCCGAAGCAGUGUUAUGGUACCACUGGUUACUGUUGGUGUGUGGAUGAAAAUGGUGCUGAACGACACGUUGGAAGAGCCAAACAGGGCAAGGUUAACAUAUCGUGUGAAUAUACAGAAAGUCAAAAGCCCUGCAUGAAAGAACGCCGGAAAGUGCUCAGUGGAGGGCAACCUUUACCAGGGGCUUUUAUACCUGAUUGUGAUGAGGAGGGCAACUACAAUCCAAAGCAGUGUCAUGGCAGCACUGGUUAUUGUUGGUGUGUUGACGAAAAUGGUGCAGAGAUUUCUGGUUCCAGAAUGCCAACUGGACAAUCGGAUCCAACAUGUGGAACUUAUGCUGGAGCAACUUGUAUAAAAGACAGAUAUAAAGUGCUUGGUGCAGGGGAAGCUUUAAGAGGAGCGUUUGUACCUGAUUGUGAUGAAAAAGGAGACUACAGAUCAAAGCAGUGUCAUGGCAGCACCGGAUACUGUUGGUGUGUUUCCAAAUACGGUGUAGAGAUACAGGGUACAAGAACUGCACCUGGGCAGUCACCCACUACAUGUGAGAUUCCAGGAGGUGAAAAGCCCUGCAUGAAAGAACGCCGCAAAUCGCUCAGUGGAGGGCAACCUUUACCAGGGGCUUUUAUGCCUGAUUGUGAUGAAAAAGGAAACUACAGUCCAAAGCAGUGUCAUGGAAGCACCGGUUACUGUUGGUGUGUUAACGAAAAUGGUAAAGAGAUUUCUGGUUCAAGAACUCCACCUGGACAACAGGUUCCAACAUGUGUAGCUUCUGUCUUAUCAGCUGAAACAUCCUGCAUAAAAGAACGACAGAAAGUGCUUGGUGCAGUGAAACCAAUAUUAGGAGCGUUUGUACCGGAUUGUGAUGAAAAAGGAGAAUACAGACCAAAGCAGUGUCAUGGCAGCACCGGAUACUGUUGGUGUGUUUCCAAAGAUGGUAAAGAGAUACAGGGUACAAGAGCUGCACCUGGGCAGUCACCCCCUACAUGCCAGGACACAGGUGAGAAACUAGUCUUAUCAGCUGAAACAUCCUGCAUAAAAGAACGACAGAAAGUGCUUGGUGCAGUGAAACCAAUAUUAGGAGCGUUUGUACCGGAUUGUGAUGAAAAAGGAGAAUACAGACCAAAGCAGUGUCAUGGCAGCACCGGAUACUGUUGGUGUGUUUCCAAAGAUGGUAAAGAGAUACAGGGUACAAGAGCUGCACGUGGACAGUCACCCCCUACAUGCCAGGACACAGGUGAGAAACUAGUCUUAUCAGCUGAAACAUCCUGCAUAAAAGAACUACAGAAAGUGCUUGGUGCAGUGAAACCAAUGGUAGGAGCGUUUGUACCUGAUUGUGAUGAAAAAGGAGAAUACAGACCAAAGCAGUGUCAUGGCAGCACCGGAUACUGUUGGUGUGUUUCAAAAGAUGGUAAAGAGAUACAGGGUACAAGAGUUGCACCUGGACAGUCACCCCCUACAUGCCAGGACACAGUCUUAUCAGCUGAAACAUCCUGCAUAAAAGAACGACAGAAAGUGCUUGGUGCAGUGAAACCAAUAUUAGGAGCGUUUUUACCGGAUUGUGAUGAAAAAGGAGAAUACAGACCAAAGCAGUGUCAUGGCAGCACCGGAUACUGUUGGUGUGUUUCCAAAGAUGGUAAAGAGAUACAGGGUACAAGAGCUGCACCUGGGCAGUCACCCCCUACAUGCCAGGACACAGGUGAGAAACUAGUCUUAUCAGCUGAAACAUCCUGCAUAAAAGAACGACAGAAAGUGCUUGGUGCAGUGAAACCAAUAGUAGGAGCGUUUGUACCUGAUUGUGAUGAAAAAGGAGAAUACAGACCAAAGCAGUGUCAUGGCAGCACCGGACACUGUUGGUGUGUUUCCAAAGAUGGUAAAGAGAUACAAGGUACAAGAGUUGCACCUGGACAGUCACCCCCUACAUGCCAGGACACAGUCUUAUCAGCUGAAACAUCCUGCAUAAAAGAACGACAGAAAGUGCUUGGUGCAGUGAAACCAAUAUUAGGAGCGUUUUUACCGGAUUGUGAUGAAAAAGGAGAAUACAGACCAAAGCAGUGUCAUGGCAGCACCGGAUACUGUUGGUGUGUUUCCAAAGAUGGUAAAGAGAUACAGGGUACAAGAGCUGCACCUGGGCAGUCACCCCCUACAUGCCAGGACACAGUCUUAUCAGCUGAAACAUCCUGCAUAAAAGAACGACAGAAAGUGCUUGGUGCAGUGAAACCAAUAUUAGGAGCGUUUUUACCGGAUUGUGAUGAAAAAGGAGAAUACAGACCAAAGCAGUGUCAUGGCAGCACCGGAUACUGUUGGUGUGUUUCCAAAGAUGGUAAAGAGAUACAGGGUACAAGAGCUGCACCUGGGCAGUCACCCCCUACAUGCCAGGACACAGGUGAGAAACUAGUCUUAUCAGCUGAAACAUCCUGCAUAAAAGAACGACAGAAAGUGCUUGGUGCAGUGAAACCAAUAGUAGGAGCGUUUGUACCUGAUUGUGAUGAAAAAGGAGAAUACAGACCAAAGCAGUGUCAUGGCAGCACCGGACACUGUUGGUGUGUUUCCAAAGAUGGUAAAGAGAUACAAGGUACAAGAGUUGCACCUGGACAGUCACCCCCUACAUGCCAGGACACAGUCUUAUCAGCUGAAACAUCCUGCAUAAAAGAACGACAGAAAGUGCUUGGUGCAGUGAAACCAAUAUUAGGAGCGUUUUUACCGGAUUGUGAUGAAAAAGGAGAAUACAGACCAAAGCAGUGUCAUGGCAGCACCGGAUACUGUUGGUGUGUUUCCAAAGAUGGUAAAGAGAUACAGGGUACAAGAGCUGCACCUGGGCAGUCACCCCCUACAUGCCAGGACACAGGUGAGAAACUAGUCUUAUCAGCUGAAACAUCCUGCAUAAAAGAACGACAGAAAGUGCUUGGUGCAGUGAAACCAAUAGUAGGAGCGUUUGUACCUGAUUGUGAUGAAAAAGGAGAAUACAGACCAAAGCAGUGUCAUGGCAGCACCGGACACUGUUGGUGUGUUUCCAAAGAUGGUAAAGAGAUACAAGGUACAAGAGUUGCACCUGGACAGUCACCCCCUACAUGCCAGGACACAGUCUUAUCAGCUGAAACAUCCUGCAUAAAAGAACGACAGAAAGUGCUUGGUGCAGUGAAACCAAUAUUAGGAGCGUUUGUACCGGAUUGUGAUGAAAAAGGAGAAUACAGACCAAAGCAGUGUCAUGGCAGCACCGGAUACUGUUGGUGUGUUUCCAAAGAUGGUAAAGAGAUACAGGGUACAAGAGCUGCACCUGGGCAGUCACCCCCUACAUGCCAGGACACAGGUGAGAAACUAGUCUUAUCAGCUGAAACAUCCUGCAUAAAAGAACGACAGAAAGUGCUUGGUGCAGUGAAACCAAUAGUAGGAGCGUUUGUACCUGAUUGUGAUGAAAAAGGAGAAUACAGACCAAAGCAGUGUCAUGGCAGCACCGGACACUGUUGGUGUGUUUCCAAAGAUGGUAAAGAGAUACAAGGUACAAGAGUUGCACCUGGACAGUCACCCCCUACAUGCCAGGACACAGUCUUAUCAGCUGAAACAUCCUGCAUAAAAGAACGACAGAAAGUGCUUGGUGCAGUGAAACCAAUAUUAGGAGCGUUUGUACCGGAUUGUGAUGAAAAAGGAGAAUACAGACCAAAGCAGUGUCAUGGCAGCACCGGAUACUGUUGGUGUGUUUCCAAAGAUGGUAAAGAGAUACAGGGUACAAGAGCUGCACCUGGGCAGUCACCCCCUACAUGCCAGGACACAGGUGAGAAACUAGUCUUAUCAGCUGAAACAUCCUGCAUAAAAGAACGACAGAAAGUGCUUGGUGCAGUGAAACCAAUAGUAGGAGCAUUUGUACCGGAUUGUGAUGAAAAAGGAGAAUACAGACCAAAGCAGUGUCAUGGCAGCACCGGACACUGUUGGUGUGUUUCCAAAGAUGGAAAAGAGAUACAGGGUACAAGAGCUGCACCUGGGCAGUCACCCCCUACAUGCGAGGACCGAGUCAUAUCAGCUCAAACAUCCUGCAUAAAAGAACGACAGAAAGUUAUUGGUGCAGUGAAACCAAUAUUAGGAGCGUUUGUACCGGAUUGUGAUGAAAAAGGAGACUACAGACCAAAGCAGUGUCAUGGCAGCACCGGACACUGCUGGUGUGUUUCCAAAGAUGGUAAAGAGAUACAGGGUACAAGAGCUGCACCUGGGCAGUCACCCCCUACUUGCGAGGACCCAGAUCCUGUGACAUGCCAUUAUGCAGUAGCUGUGGUGAAGAAAUCCAGUACACUACAGUUCAACCAACUAAAGGGCAAGAGAUCUUGUCAUUCUGCGGUGGGAAAGACAGCCGGUUGGAUUGCUCCUUUGUACAAACUCUAUAAGAAGAACUUACUAUUGUGGGAGAAACCUGAAGAAAAAUCUUUUGAAAAAGCCGCUUCAGAGUUCUUCUCAGUCAGCUGUGCCCCAGGAGCCAAAGAGGAAAACUUGUGUAAGCAGUGUGCAGGAAAAGAAGAUAAGUGUAAGCGCAGUCCUGGAGAACUAUACUAUGGGGAUGAAGGAGCACUUAGGUGUUUGAGAGAGGAUAAAGGAGAUGUGGCUUUUUUGGAAGACAUCGCUUUAUCAGGGCAAGACUUGGACAAUUUUGAACUUCUGUGCCCAGACAAUACUAAGAGUCCGCUAAGUGAACAGAAACAUUGUCACUUUGGAAAAGUCCCCAGCCAUGCUGUGGUGACAAGAAGCACUGGAGACAAGAGUAAAGAUAUCAUUGAGUAUCUUCUUGAAGCUCAGAAAAAAGGCUGCAAACUAUUCAGCUCCACUCAUGGAAAAGAUUUGAUGUUUGAACACACUACAACAAAUGUGAUUGCUCUUCCAUCAGCAAUGAACACUUUUCUGUUUUUGGGACCAGAAUUGUUUGAUGCCAUGAAAACACUGCACGGAACACCUCUUCCAUCCAAGAACGAAGUGCGCUGGUGCACCCAAAACCAGAACGAGAAGACCAAAUGUGAUGACUGGUCCUCAGUAAGUGGUGGUGCUAUUAAAUGCACAGAGCCAUCUUCUGUACAGCAGUGCAUUGAGAAAAUUCUGAAACAUGAAGCUGAUGCAGUAACUCUGAGUGCAGAACACAUGUAUACAGCACUGAAAUGUGGACUGGUUCCAGCAGUUGAUGAGUACCACAAUAAAGAUGACUUCGCUCCAUGCAGGACGCUUGGAGACAUAUAUACAGAUUUUGGCACACCCAGGGCCGUAGCCUUAGUAAAGAAGAGCAACAAAGACAUCACAUGGAACAAUCUUAAAGGCAAAAAGUCCUGUCACACUGGUGUUGGUCACAUGGCUGGAUGGGUCAUACCUCUGAGCCUAAUUAGUAAGCAGACUAACAAUUGUGACUUGGGGUCCUACUUCAGUCAGAGCUGUGCUCCUGGAUCAGCCAUUGAUUCCAAUCUCUGCAAACUGUGUAUUGGGGAUCCACAAAACACCAAAGCACAAACACAAUGCUCCCCAAGUGACAAAGAGGCUUAUUACGACAGUGCAGGGGCCAUCAGGUGUCUAGUGGAGAAAGGAGAUGUGGCUUUUUUGCCUCACACUGCUGUAUUUGAAAACACAGAUGGUAAUAAUCCUGCACUUUGGGCAAAAGAUUUAAAAUCAACAGAUUUUGAGUUAUUAUGUCCUGAUGGCUCUCGAGCCCCUGUCACUGACUACAAAAACUGCAAACUUUUAAGUAUCUCCUCUCCAUCUGUCGUUACCCGGGAGGAGAGCGUCAGUGAUGUUGUAAGAAUUGUUCUUAGUCAACAAUCUCUCUUUGGGCGGAAAGGAUUCGAGAAGGACAUGUUUCAGAUGUUUUCUUCAAGUAAUGGCAAAAACCUACUCUUCAGUGAUGGCACACAAUGCUUGUUAGAAUUUGACAGGAUAAUCGGAAGAGACAUUAUGGAAGAUUAUUUUGGCAAACCGUUUCACACAGCUGUGCACAGAGAUAACCAAUGCUUACCAACAUCAGAAUUGGCCUCUGCUUGUGCAUUUCAUCACUGCUGACAAGACUUAGUAAUGGAGACUUUGUCAUCGAGCUGCUGUCAUUCUUUUACUUUUAAGUGUUUUCAUUCUCCAUCUUACAAAUGUCAGUUUUUCCAAUAAAUAUUUGGAAUUUA
Bufo bufo (common toad) is the source of this 6673-nucleotide messenger RNA. Its product is annotated as saxiphilin-like. Bases 9 to 6560 code for a protein of 2183 amino acids. The record is from RefSeq and is a predicted model, not a curated record. The transcript has 37 exons. Gene Ontology annotation, biological process: cell-matrix adhesion; iron ion transport. NCBI's taxonomy places the organism in Eukaryota, Metazoa, Chordata, Amphibia, Anura, Bufonidae. Gene Ontology annotation, cellular component: recycling endosome; basement membrane; early endosome.